Messenger RNA from Paraglomus occultum, 690 nucleotides. Lineage: Eukaryota; Fungi; Glomeromycota; Glomeromycetes; Paraglomerales; Paraglomeraceae. The record is from the annotation of a GenBank genome assembly.
AUGACGACAAUGAACAACAACCAAGAUUCUGCUAAUAACAAUAGAACACCUUCGUUUAACACGCUAGUCAAUUGCUUCAGACGCAUUAAUCAAGCAAAGUCUUCGGAUAAGAAAGUAUAUUUGCAACGCUACAUUGAGGAUUGGCGAAAAGCUGGAUUCGGGAGUUUUUACCCUGCAAUGCGUCUGUUAGUGCCUCACCUUGAUUCCGAAAGGGCAUACGAUCUCAAGGAAACACGAUUGGCGCAUGCGUACAUUAGGGCUUUCUCACUGACAAAGUCUUCCCCGGAUGCACAAAGACUUGUUAAUUGGACCAGGCCAAAGUUUACCGGAAAGAAACGGGGACCCGUUCAACCAGUUGGCGAUUUUGCUUCCAUUGCGGCCGAAGUCAUAAUAGUUCGAUCAGUAGUAACAAAGUCUAAAGGGCUGUCGAUUGAUUAUGUUAAUGAGAAUCUCCGUGAAUUGAGCGAAGCAUCAAACUUUGAUGAGUCUGUUAAAGUAAUCAAGGGUUUUCUGCAUAACUAUACUGCUGAGGAACAAAAGUGGCUGAUCAAAAUAAUAUUGAAAGACUUGAAAAUCGGUCUCAGUGAAGACUCUAUCCUCGCGAUAUACCAUCCUGAUGCACGAAAUGUGUUUAAUAGAUGUAACAAUUUGCAGAAAGUGACUGAUGAAUUGACUGAUCCACAUAGACGU